Racocetra persica is the source of this 833-nucleotide messenger RNA. The record is from the annotation of a GenBank genome assembly. Lineage: Eukaryota; Fungi; Glomeromycota; Glomeromycetes; Diversisporales; Gigasporaceae.
AUGUCAAGUCUCUCAAAAAUAUUACUCGACCCUGUCCCCUCGACAAUAACACCUAAUGAAAAUCAAAACAACGAAACCCUAAUUUCAAACAAAAAAUGCUCUACCACCAAAUAUAAAAGCGGUCCUCGUCCGUAUCAAUGCAUGACAUGCUUUAUGGGUUUUAAUCGCCUAGAGCACCUCAACAGGCAUACAAGAACCCACACUGGCGAGAAACCUCACCACUGCACAUUUGCUGGUUGUGAAAAGAAAUUUUCAAGGUCAGAUGAACUCACAAGACAUCGAAAAGUUCAUGACAAUACAUCCAGAAGAAGAGAUCGCAAUAGGAGAAUGGUCUCCGUGUCGUUUCGAAACACCACUACAUAUCUUGUACAUGAAGGGAUGCCCACCACCUCACGCACGAUCAGGUAUAUUUUUACCGAAACUACUACUCAUUCUUCCCCUAAUACUUGGACAAAAUCAUUCGAUUGUCCAAUCAAUGGGUGCACAAAAUCCUUUACGCGUUAUGGUCACCUUUCGAGGCACAUUCAAUCUUGUGAAUUAAAGCGGCUUCGUAAAGAAUCUGCCGGCAAAAAGCCUCCAAGUCCACCCGCUUCUUUACGUAGCGGUAGUUCUUCUGAUGCCGAUAUUUCUCCAAUAUUGAGCCCAUUGAGACCAUCACAAGGACCCCUUAACAAUUACAACAGUUAUAGUAGACCUUCGCCAAUAGAACCUAGAUCGUCGUGGUCCAUCCCAAAUGUAUCAUUGAUUCCACAACAAACUUCAAGUCUUCGUGAAAUUAUUCAAUCACCAUUGGAAGCUACCAAUCGUCGUCAUUUACCGCCACCAGUUAGCGG